GGAAGUUAUGUGGAGAAGCUCCAUGCCAACGGAGAGGGUACUCUUCAGGUCCCUGCUUACCCUAAUUUCUUUGCACCUACAGCAAAGAAAGACCAGGAAGGUGGAGAGGAAAAGAAGAGUGGCCAGAAGAAAAAGGUCAGAGAGCUCAAAGUGUUGGAUUCAAAAACUGCCCAGAACCUUUCAAUAUUCCUUGGCUCCUUCCGUAUGCCUUAUGAGGAGAUCAAGAAUGUGAUCCUGGAAGUGAAUGAGGCUGUAUUGACUGAGUCCAUGGUGCAGAACCUGAUUAAGCAGAUGCCAGAGGCUGAGCAGUUGAAGAUGCUGUCAGAGCUAAAGGACGAGUACAGUGACCUGGCUGAAUCUGAGCAGUUUGGUGUUGUGAUUAGCUCAGUUUCCUGCCUGCGGCCCCGCCUCAAUGCCAUCCUCUUCAAGCUGCAAUUUAAUGAACAGGUGGAGAACAUCAAACCUGAGAUUGUCUCAGUAACAGCAGCCUGUGAGGAAGUACGCAAGAGCCAGAGCUUCUCCCAGCUGCUGGAGCUCAUCCUACUGUUGGGCAACUACAUGAAUGCAGGCUCUAGGAAUGGUGGUGCUUUUGGCUUCAACAUUAGUUUCCUCUGCAAGCUACGAGACACAAAGUCCAGUGAUCAGAAGUUGACACUGCUGCACUUCCUGGCUGAGCAGUGUGAGCAGUUGUAUUCUGAAGUGCUGAAGUUUACUGAUGAUUUCAUCCAUGUGGAGAAAGCCAGUAGAGUCUCUGCUGAGAAUUUACAGAAAAAUUUGGAUCAGAUGAGGAAACAGAUUUCAGAUGUGCAGCGUGAUGUUGAGAACUUCCCUGCUGCCACAGAUGAGAAGGACAAAUUUGUGGAAAAAAUGACUAAUUUUGUUAAGGAAGCCCAGGAGCAGUAUGACAAGCUGCGAAUGAUGCAUUCAAACAUGGAAAACCUCUUUAAGGAACUGGGCCAGUACUUCCUGUUUGACCCCAAGAAAAUAUCCAUUGAGGAGUUCUUUCUGGAUUUGCACAACUUCAGGAACAUGUUUCUGCAAGCCAUGAAGGAGAAUCAGAAACGGCGUGAGACAGAAGAAAAGAUGCGUCGAGCUAAGCUGGCCAAGGAGAAGGCUGAGAAGGAACGACUGGAAAAGCAGCAGAAGAGGGAGCAACUGAUAGACAUGAAUGCAGAGGGUGAUGAGACAGGGGUAAUGGACAGUCUGUUGGAGGCCCUGCAAUCAGGAGCAGCUUUCCGUAGAAAAAGAGGACCACGCCAAGCAAACAGGAAAGCUGGCUGUGCUGUCACCUCAUUGCUAGCCUCGGAGCUGACAAAGGAUGAGGCGCUAAGUGCAGUACCACGCAAGAUGGCAAAGAAUGAGUUGGCAGCUGAUGGAGGAGUCCAUGAUGAAGCCAUGGAGAUGAUCAGCCGUUCAAGCUAGACCUGGGUGAUGGAUUAGGGCUGAAAUCUGCAGGACUGAAAAAAAAUGUGCAAAGGAAGCAAAAUACACUGGGUCACUUUGCAGUCUUUUGGCCUGGGCCUGAGGGGUAGUGUAAUUUCCUUCUUGCUCUUAGGCCUGCUUGUGCCAGCUUUUUGGCCUUUUGUUUUCGUUCUCUAGAUCAUCUCCAAUCUUCAGUCUGCCUCUCAAAUUACAAGGCAUAAUGCUUUAGCUGAAUGUAAGCCAUGCUCUCAGAGCAAAGGUGAGAGACACUGGUUUAGCCCUCCUUUCUCUGCAGGAGUAUGGUAGAGCAUACUGGGAGGUAAGGGGUGUAGAGGGAGGGAUUCGAAGCCACCACCCCACCUACACAUAUCCCUGCAUUGGGUGUUGCCAAAGCAGGAACUUUACAAGCUGCCUUAACCCGAACUUUUUAAAGUAUCUCUAAUUUUGGGACUUGCUGCUGAGCCAGGCCAGCCAAAAGCUCCAUUUCCCCACGAGACUGACCUCCAGCAGUGCUGGAGGUCCUCAACCUGCUUCCUUAUCCAUCUCUAUGUGGGAGGAAAUUUUGUAGGUCAGUUUAGCUGAACUUCAGUUUCUCCAACUGCUGGGUUGUGUUCUUGUACCCAGCACCUUCUCUUGUGCCCUCUUUCUACCACAUGCUAGGAAAGGAAGUGACACCUGAGGUGGGAAGCGCUGUCCUUGUCUCCCUCAGGACCUGCCACUGUCCUGCUCAUCCCAGAUCCUUCUUCUGCUUGUUAUAUUUAUUCUAGCAUCUCUUCAGCUGAGCCUUCCUGCCACUGGAAUUCAUGUCAUAGCAGUGAUUACUCAAGAGGAAACAGGUGAAGUAUUCACUGCUGAUAGGCUGUUGGGCAGGAAGCUGUUCUAGUGCAGUAGCUGCCUCUGCAUGUUUUGGAACCAAGAAGAAUAAAAGUUAGGUGUAUUGUUCUGUGUUGCUCAAUGUCCUACAAAAGCAUUUGCUGCAGCCCCAAAGCAGCCUCUGCUUGGAAUGAAGCUGGGGCUGCAGUUCUCUGCAGUGUACAGUCUGCACAGCACACUCCUUUGGAAAGCAUAUGAUCUUUUGGAGCAAAUCUCUUGUAGCUGCAGCUUGAGCCCCACCCAGGCUUAUCAAGUCUGCUUGCUUCAGCUGUUGUGUUGUGCCAUGCAGAGGAACUUCCUAUCUCCUUGCCAUGGUGAUAGACAGAUGGAGGCUCCUUCUGACUAAGAAGUCACUUUGCAAAUGUAUCUAUUUUUGUAUCAAAUUCUGUUUUAAAAGGAAAUUUUAAUGUACAGUGAAAAUACCUAAAACAUUUGCAUGUUCCUGGAGUCCCCUCCGUGCACCAUGUGCAUUUUGCUGCCAGCUGUGGGAUGGUGGAAGUAACCACCUACAGCACUGCACUGCGUUCUGUUGUCCCCAGAGCAUAAAGGAGCUGGCCAUUCACUGCGCUGUGUGUGGCUACUGUCCCCUUGCCUAGAGGGGCUGCUUCACCUAUGUACUAGGGAGAGCUUAUCCAUCAUGUGCAUGCAAUAGAGGAAUUCAAAUGCUGGCUCUAGUUUUAUCUCACAGGUGUGAGAUGAUCUAUAAUAUGAUGUAUUUUAUCACCCAGGGGCUGCUAGCCCAGGCUGAGGAUGUUGGGCAAGCAAGGGGUGGAGCUGUGCUUGACAUCCUGAAGCAGAGGGGGAGCAGGCAGGAGCCCUUUUCUGGCAGCAUCCCAACUGCUUGCCUUAAUGUCAUCUGUUGGUAUAGGAGCUGGGAAUGUGAAUAGUGCAAACUCAGCUUUGGGCCCCUGUGUUACUGGGGUUUUGGUGUCAUCUAAUUUAAUAUAUUAACGGAGACACAUUUUAUUGUGGUCUAAGUGCUGGAGUGAUCUCUAAUAGUCCAGAGUAGUCUGGGCCUUGCACACAUCUCCACGGCUACUUCAGCUGUUGCACCUGUGAGCUUUCUAUACACAUGGAAUGGAUGAACAUGAUGGCUUUUCAUGCAUUUGUAUAGCAUGAGUGCCCCAAUAUUGUGCACUUCCCACAGUGUGUAAUUAUUUGAUCUGUUGGGCCUGAGACCAUGCCCUGGCUUCAGGCAUAGCCAUCCCAGGGCCUUGCAGGAGAUUUCCGUUCUCUGAGAGAUUCCUGCUUUGCAGCUUGGGGUCACAAUGAUAGAAUCACAUCUGUACAUUUGACAGCUAGCAAAUUAGACGGGUAUUGUUCUGCCUGUAGUAUCCCUUGGCACUUCCACAGAGGAGUAGUAAUGGGCCUGCAGACUCUGGGAUAUGUCUGGGGCUUAGAGGAAAGGGUUGUUGAGGCUGCAGCAUUUGGGGUGCACAUCUGGGGAGAGGAACUUGGGGAGCAUAAAAGGAAAAUUAGCCCCAAUGGACUCUUGUGGUAUCUGCUACUCCCCAACAAGAGGGAGAAACAAAUGCUACAAGUGAAGGAGUGAAGGUCUUUUUUUGCAGGUGCCUGGAUAGAUGCUGCCAAAGAUUAGGUCUAAUACUGCCUUCUCCCCUCCCGAGCCAAAGGUGUCAUGCCCAGAGGUUUUGCAGCUUUUAUUUGUUAACUACUUUUGUUUAAAAAAAGACCAUUCUAUUUCCAAACUGCUUUGGGUGUUUCCUGGGACUUGUGAUCAGCUCUGAUUAUUUGGUUUGAAAUGUUAAUAAACAGUUGAAACUGUG
This is a messenger RNA of Alligator mississippiensis (American alligator), 4079 nucleotides long. RefSeq names its product protein diaphanous homolog 1-like. Gene Ontology annotation, cellular component: actin filament; cytoplasm. The record is from RefSeq and is a predicted model, not a curated record. The coding region runs from base 205 to 1422 and encodes 405 amino acids. Gene Ontology annotation, molecular function: microtubule binding; actin binding. Gene Ontology annotation, biological process: actin filament polymerization. Lineage: Eukaryota; Metazoa; Chordata; Crocodylia; Alligatoridae. The transcript is spliced from 10 exons.